AUGCCGAUUCCAAUGCGCCUUGGAACCAAACUCCUUCUCCGAACCACCUUCCCCGGCGCCCACCAACGCAAUUCGGCGACUUCAUCCACUCCGCCAACUCCCAACGCUGUGCAGUACACUCCUGCUCCUCCACCACCAGCAGGCCCCGAAGUAGGGUCCGCUGCAGCAGAUUGGCAAAUUAUAAAGCAGCUCGGCGCUUACUUAUGGCCCAAGGAUGAGGCAGGGAUAAAAGCGCGUGUGGUGAUUGCCUUAUCGCUUCUGAUAGGCGGAAAAAUCAUGAACGUGAACGUGCCGAUAUUGUUCAAACAGAUCGUCGAUGUUCUGCAGCCUAUGCCAGCCACUGGCGCGGACGUGUUGACAGUUGCUGGCACGGUUUUGUUGGGCUACGGGGCGGCGAGACUGGGAUCUUCGCUCUUCCAGGAGUUGCGGACAGCUGUUUUCGGGAGGGUGGCUCAACGAGCGAUACGUUACGCAUCACGGGAGAUAUUCUACCAUUUGCUGAAGCUUGACUUGAGCUUUCAUCUGAGCCGACAGACCGGUGGAUUGACGCGUGCCAUCGACCGCGGCACAAAAGGAAUCAAUCAGAUUUUGUCAUCUAUGGUCUUUCAUAUAUUCCCUACGGCACUCGAGAUUUCGAUGGUGUGUGGAAUCCUCGCCUAUAGCUUUGGUCCCGCAUAUGCCGGAGUAACCAUCCUCACCAUGGGGGCAUACACCGCCUUCACCUUCAUAACGACCACGUGGCGAGUGAAAUUCCGAAAGCAAAUGAACGCUGCAGAUAACAAAGCAGCAUCUGUUGCUACCGACGCGCUCCUCAACUUCGAAGCCGUCAAGUACUUUACGAAUGAGCGUUUCGAGGUCAAACGGUAUGAUCAAUCGCUCGCAAAGUACGAAAAGGCUGCCACCACCUCCGUAACGUCCCUCGCGUAUUUGAAUGCGGGGCAAAGUGCGAUCUUCUCUGUCGCGCUGACCACGAUGAUGUGGAUGGCGGCGCAGGGAAUCCUUGGAGGGGCGAUGACAGUCGGUGAUCUCGUCAUGGUGAACGGAUUGCUGUUUCAGCUGUCGAUGCCGUUGAACUUCCUGGGUACCGUCUAUCGCGAGACUCGCCAGAGUCUCAUUGACAUGGAUACCAUGUUCAGACUCCGCCAUGUCAAAUCGGCCAUCGAAGAGCCACCUUCGGCGAAACCUUUGCAACUCGUCAAAGGUGGCGAAAUCCGCAUCAACAAUGUCAAGUUUGCGUACCACACUGGGCGUCAAAUCCUCGACGGAGUCGACUUUACGAUUCCAGCCGGCAAAUCAGUUGCCUUUGUUGGCCCUAGUGGUUGUGGAAAGUCCACCAUCUUGCGUUUACUCUUCCGCUUCUUUGACCCACAAGAGGGCAGCAUCGUCAUUGACGGUCAAAACAUCCGCGAUGUGACAAUCGAAAGUCUUCGCCAAUCUAUGGGUGUUGUGCCACAAGACACCAUCCUGUUCAACCAAACCAUCUACUACAACAUCCUCUACGGUCGUCCGGAUGCUACCAGGGAAGAAGUGGAAGAGGCUGCCCGCAAAGCCAGGAUUCACGACGUGAUCGUCAACAACUUCCCGAAUGGAUAUGAGACUGUUGUCGGUGAGCGUGGUCUCAUGAUCAGCGGUGGCGAAAAGCAAAGAGUCCAACUGGCAAGAACGUUCCUGAAGAAUCCGGCCAUCAUGCUCUUCGACGAAGCCACCUCCGCGCUGGACCAAACCACCGAGACGGCCAUCAUGGCCACGAUCCGCGAUUUUCUGAACGAUCCCCACCGCGCCGUGUCCAACGACGCUGACGUGAACUGGCCACGCACACGGACCGCUGUCUUCAUCGCUCACAGACUACGGACGAUCAUGGACUGCGAUCAUAUCGUUGUCAUGAAGGAGGGGAAAGCCAUCGAAGUCGGCACCCAUGAGGAGUUGCUGGCGAUCCCCGAUGGUGUGUACGCCGGCAUGUGGAGGGCGCAACAGGAGACUGGGGAGGAGGAGGUGCGAGGACAUCUUCGUGCGACGAAUGAGGAGGCAGAGAAGGAUGGGGCAUCGGACGGGACAUCCCCGCCUAAUGUUCUGCCCAACGUACCGCCGUCACCAUGA
Fimicolochytrium jonesii is the source of this 2097-nucleotide messenger RNA. RefSeq names its product putative ABC transporter. The record is from RefSeq and is a predicted model, not a curated record. Gene Ontology annotation, molecular function: ABC-type transporter activity; ATP binding; ATP hydrolysis activity. Bases 1 to 2097 code for a protein of 698 amino acids. Gene Ontology annotation, cellular component: mitochondrial inner membrane. NCBI's taxonomy places the organism in Eukaryota, Fungi, Chytridiomycota, Chytridiomycetes, Spizellomycetales, Powellomycetaceae. Gene Ontology annotation, biological process: intracellular iron ion homeostasis; transmembrane transport. The transcript has 3 exons.